AUGCCGCCAUUUGAUCCAGUUCCAUUCCCUCGCAUUCUCCGCAUCCCGAGAUCGGACGACCCCGCGUCGUUUGCGCUUCUCCACGUCAACCGGACUGGAGACGACUAUACCAUUGCGGCCACCGAAGGCGAAACCCCGUAUACUGGAACCGUGCGACAGAGUCAGCUCAAGAAACUCCGCGCAAAAAACUACCAAGACAGCGAUGAAGAAUGGCAGCGAGUGAUUUCAUACGUCUUUGGUGACAAGUCGCAUAUCGCUGGGAAUGAUACGCGGGCCGGAAUCGAAUCAUCUGCGAGCAUUGUGGGCGAAGGCGACGAGGACAAGGAGUUGAUCAUCACGAUCCGGAAAAGGAUCCAGGGUAUAACUCAACGUCUCGGGUCCGUGUCGUUAAAACAGGAUGAUGAACAGGCCAUCGAGCUUUUCGACUGGACUGGAACGGCAGUCGCAAGGGCAGACGUGAUCGAGGACCAACUCUCCUCGCUUCGUGAUCGCUACAGCGCCGCGGAAGACACCAUUAAGCGGCUCAACAAACAACUGGAGGACUUUAUCUCCGCCAAGCAUCAGCACGAAGAACAACUCAUGACCGACUUCGUUCAAUUGUUGAACGAGAAAAAGUUGAAGAUUCGCAACCAACAACGUCUGCUGGCUUCUGCAAAUGUAGAUCCAGAAAAGCGUAAGAGACAUCGCUAG
This is a messenger RNA of Aspergillus terreus NIH2624, 690 nucleotides long. RefSeq lists its product as uncharacterized. Gene Ontology annotation, molecular function: DNA binding. The coding region runs from base 1 to 690 and encodes 229 amino acids. The record is from RefSeq and is a predicted model, not a curated record. Gene Ontology annotation, biological process: double-strand break repair; DNA recombination. NCBI's taxonomy places the organism in Eukaryota, Fungi, Ascomycota, Eurotiomycetes, Eurotiales, Aspergillaceae. The transcript is spliced from 3 exons. Gene Ontology annotation, cellular component: nucleus.